This is a messenger RNA of Cuculus canorus (common cuckoo), 1691 nucleotides long. Its product is annotated as germinal-center associated nuclear protein-like. NCBI's taxonomy places the organism in Eukaryota, Metazoa, Chordata, Aves, Cuculiformes, Cuculidae. Bases 1147 to 1608 code for a protein of 153 amino acids. The transcript has 3 exons. The record is from RefSeq and is a predicted model, not a curated record.
UUGACAGCAAACGUUUGGUUUGGUUUUAUUUACAGAAGCAGUAAGUGACGAUGGUCAGAUUCGUGUGUACUUCUUCGAGGAGCAUUUGAAGAACUUCACUGUCCCUUUUGCAUGGGAACAAGCCAGGCUGCGCACACAGGAGGAGAUCCGGCAGGGCCAUGAGAGGUGAGGCAGGUGCUGGCACUGCCUGGGGGAGUAGCAUUCAGCUGUCCAUUGUGCCAUUGUUUCCUCAGUGAGCUCCAAGGAGGUUGCUCAGGGACCCUACCGCGAGCACAGUGGCGACAGCAGGCUGAAAAGCGGCGUGUGGCAUCUUCCUAAAACAUGCUGGUGCACAUCUGAUCUACAAGGGUGUGCAGAGAGAGGGUAGUAUACAGAUUUUACUUCUGCAGCAUUUCUUGGCUCUCAAACUGAUUGCUUGGGAGGUUCUUCAAGCAUUAUGAAUGGAGAAAUUAACUUCUACCAAAGAAAAGAGUGCUGAGGCUUUGGAAUUAGUUUAUUCGUGUCCCCUCCCUUACAUUCACUUUAUUUUGCAGCCUGGACCCUGACACGAGAAUGACAUAUUAGGUGAUUUGCACAUUUACUCUUUAGCAAUUGUGUUAAUUUUGCAGCAUUUUGAAUUCCAAAGGAGGCUUUCUCCACAGCUUGUGGGAAGACAUCAGGAAAGUCCUGCUGCUAAGAGGAAAUGCCAGAGAUGGAGAGGGAGGAUGCUUCAGAGCUCUGUGGCAUUGAAGUAUUUGAGAUCUCAAGGGCCUGGCUUACAUCUCUAGUUUUGUACAGGGUGAAGCCAGUCUCCCCUCGCUCUUGGAAGCUUGUCUGCUGCUCUGGUUUGUAGCAGGAGAUGUUGGGUACGUACCUUUCUUUUGGGGUGAAUUCCAACCGCUGUCAGAGUAAUUCCUUUCAAGUCCUCUGCACAAGUUCCUCUGGUGGAACGUUUGACUCAGCUACAAGAGAAUUACAUCUCCAGGUGAUCAAUUCUUACUCCCUGCUAUUUCCAAACUUUAAGCCAAACUUUAAGUUGGAGGAGGGAAAGAACAACACACUCAUACUGAUUUUGGUUUUUCUUUGGUUGUUUGGUUUUUUCCCCUCUUGCUCAGGUCAAGGAUAAAACGUCCCAAGUCUUCAAAGAAACCCUAUAGCAUCUCCAAGAUGUCAGGUCAAUGUGGAUAUGACUUGAGCGUGCUGUCAGGUCAAGAAAAGAGCCUUACCAGUGCAGGUGAAUUCACAGAGACAGCCUCAGACAAGGAGCUUCUCCCAGCGCGUCUGUUGGCACAGUUGCAAAUGGAGAGAAGAGAAAGCAGGAGGUUUGAAGAACAGUUGCACCGACGUCUCGCCGAAGACAUGGAGCCCCUUGGUGCUUUCAUAGGUCUUCCUCUCUACCUCCCCGAGUCUCUGGUCUCUAACCCAGCUGUCACCUGUCCUUUGGUGAAGAGUCCUGUGUCAUCUCAAGAGACUGUGAGUCGAGAAGAUUGCAAGCGUCUGAUGAAGGAGCCAAGCGCCACGCUGUCAGACAGACUGAAACUCUUGCAGCAGCUCCUCAGAGCGAACAAGGAGGCUGAAGCUGCCUCUGAGCUCCACCUCUCUACUCUGGUUGACAUGGUGAACAUUUGAGUGCAACUGAGACACCAGUGCUCCUGGGAAAAACCCGAGACUGUUUUUGGUUGUGUUAAAUGUGUUUUGUAUCUAAUAAAUUU